Molecule: messenger RNA, 588 nt
Organism: Schistosoma intercalatum
Lineage: Eukaryota; Metazoa; Platyhelminthes; Trematoda; Strigeidida; Schistosomatidae
Source: the annotation of a GenBank genome assembly
AUGAUUCGUUUAUCUUUGAUGUGUUUAACUUUCAUUAGCUUAACAAUUGCCAGAAAACAUGAAACUUUUGAUGCUCCAUUUAUAAUCGACAAAAAUGGUUCCAUGAUGUUAACGAUUAAUGGAUAUAAUUAUACUUUAAAUGGGAAAUUGAAUUUAACAGUAAUAGAUGAUAUAUGCCAAACCAAUAUCGACUUUUCGAGACCAAAUGAAAAAGAGAAAAAUGAAAGAAAAGGAAUUCGUUUAAUGCAAGUGGUAUGUGAAACGGAGAUUGAAGAUGAUGAAAGUACAGAAAGCGUAGAAGCAACGAAUACGACAAUGAAGAAAAAAAUCAUUAUGUUAUAUUCAAUUAUUCUAUUCUUUAUACUAUUUGAAUUAUCAAUAACUAAAGAGAUUGAUGUUUAUCAACUACCAUUUGUAAUUACUAAGAGUGGUGCAAUGAUAAUUACAGAUCAUGAAGAAAAAAUGUCGCUAUCUCAAGAUCUAUUACUUAUUCAUAAAGAUGUAUCAUGUACUACAAAAAUUGAUUUAAAAAGACCAACUGAAGCAGAAAUCAAAGCAAAAUCCGGUACACGUAAAGUGUUUCAGUAA